UUGGCAAACAUAAAAAUGAAAAUUUAAGAACAAACCUAACUCAAUUGGGUAGUUGAGAGGACAUAAUACUCACGCCAAACCAUAUUCGACAUUUAUUUGAACCUCACGAAACAUAUAAAUGCCUUACACGACCAAAGAUAAAAAUUGGUAAAUUCAUUUUUCAACAAGGGAAUGGAAACUGUUAGCACUGAACCUGCAAAAUCAGAACUGGAUUCCAAUCAAGACUUGUUGGCUAAAGAUGAAGCAAAAGCUCAAGCUGUUGUUCUUCAAGAUGAUGGAGGUUUGAAAGACAGCUCAGAAGCAGAGCUCAAGAAAAUCAGUCUCAUGAGAACUCUUGUUGAAGCCCGCGACCCUUCUUCUAAGGAAGUAGAUGAUUUGAUGAUUAGAAGAUUCUUGAGAGCUCGUGAUUUAGAUGUAGAGAAAGCUUCAGCUAUGUUUCUCAAGUACUUGAAAUGGAAGCAUUCAUUUGUUCCAAAUGGGUCUGUUUCUCCUUCGGAGAUCUGUGAUGAUCUUGCACAGGAGAAGAUGUAUGUUCAAGGAGUGGAUAAAAAGGGUCGACCUAUAACUGUUGCAUUUGCUGCUAAACAUUUUCAAAACAAAAAUGGUUUGGAAGCAUUCAAAAGGUAUGUAGUUUUUGCGCUUGAGAAACUAUGUUCAAGGAUUCCAGCAGGGGAAGAAAAGUUUCUUUCUAUUGCAGAUAUUAAGGGAUGGGGAUAUGCCAACAGUGACCUUCGUGGAUACCUUAGUGCUCUAACCAUUUUGCAGGAUUAUUAUCCAGAGAGAUUGGGAAAAUUGUUCAUAGUUCAUGCUCCUUACAUGUUUAUGAAAGUAUGGAAACUUGUUUACCCUUUCAUUGAUGACAAUACCAAGAAGAAGAUAGUAUUUGUGGAGAACAAGAAGCUGAAAUCGACGUUGUUAGAAGAGAUUGAUGAGAGUCAGCUCCCAGAAAUAUAUGGAGGGAAACUUCAACUAGUUCCAAUACAGGAUUCAUGAUUAAAUUUAAUUAUCACAUGAGAAUGAAUAAGGAGAAGGCAACACAGAAGAUGAGAAUUGAGAAAUCAAACACCUUUUAUUAUGAACAGGUGAGAUCAGUGCAAGAUGAAGAACAUGAAAAAGAGGACAUGAGAAGAUUCAAUUAGAUCCAUUUAUUAUGUGUUUGUUAGGUAAAUUAGUAUAUAUUGGUGUUCUGUAAGUUACUGCAUCACUUUACAACUACAUGAUGACCUUGUUCUUUGUCUGCUAUAAAUUGCAGAAUCUAAUAAUCUAUUAAAUAUUUCUUUUCAGAAUUAAAGGAUAGCACAUAAUGAAGAAAUCCUUCACAAUUAUUUCUGAAAUG
Lathyrus oleraceus (garden pea) is the source of this 1336-nucleotide messenger RNA. RefSeq lists its product as uncharacterized. Bases 172 to 993 code for a protein of 273 amino acids. The record is from RefSeq and is a predicted model, not a curated record. The transcript is spliced from 5 exons. Lineage: Eukaryota; Viridiplantae; Streptophyta; Magnoliopsida; Fabales; Fabaceae.